ACUUAAAUGCAAAGUAAAGUGAAGAGGUGAAGGACUAGCAUAUGAUUACGAUUCUUUGAGCCCUUUCUUAUAUUAUAUUGCUCUCUGUUUAUCGUUUCAAGUCUCAACGCAUCAUCUGGUGGAAGUUGAACAGGAAGGAGAGAGAGAUGAGUUACAAGAAGAACACAGAAAGCGCCGAUGAGGUUGAAGAGCUGCUGCGAGCCGCCGAAGACGAAACCCUUCUGCGCCUCAGCAUCAACUCCCACACUGCCCGCGGUUCCUCCGCCCAAUUCAUCGACGCAGACCUCGAUCGCCGCUUCCAAGCCCUAAAAUCCCGACCAAAAACCUCUGCUGUUCCUAAUAAGCCCCAGAAAAAGCCUGCUCCGACUGCAUCAUCCCGGCCUGACGAUGUACAGGGCCCCAAAAAGGUCGCCGAUGGUGAUUUAGAUGGUGCGGAUGAUCUGUUUGCUAGAUUCACUGCGCUCAAGAGCUCCCUCCCCUCUUAUUCGUCUUCGUCGGGGAGUGUUAACGAUCCGGGAAGGGCGAAAUUGGAGAGUGGUGAAGAAGAGGAUGAGGAUGAUGAAGUUGAGAAGUUGAUGAAGUGGGCGAUUGAUGCUGCCAGGCUUGAUCCUUCUCCUCCUUCCGAUACUGAUGAUGAUGAUGUUCACGACGAUAGUGAUGAGGAGGAGGACGAGGACAGUGAUGGGGCUAAAAGAAAGACAAAACGUAAAUGAUCAUAAACUGUAUGUCUAUCUGUUUACAUUACACUAUACUUCUAGGUUACUUCAAAUUUAGUACAUAUACUGCCUUCUUUGUGCAUUUUCUUUCUCUCUAUAUAUACAUCAUGAAGUAGUAGAUUAAGUUUUGUAUUUUUACCGUGCUUGUUAUGUGGUGGAAGGGAAUGGGCAUUCAUUUUCACUUGUUUGGGAA
This is a messenger RNA of Ipomoea triloba (trilobed morning glory), 909 nucleotides long. RefSeq names its product nucleosome assembly protein 1;2. The record is from RefSeq and is a predicted model, not a curated record. Bases 147 to 713 code for a protein of 188 amino acids. The transcript has a single exon. Lineage: Eukaryota; Viridiplantae; Streptophyta; Magnoliopsida; Solanales; Convolvulaceae.